This is a messenger RNA of Dunckerocampus dactyliophorus (ringed pipefish), 4499 nucleotides long. It is a transcript of the gene grhl2b, whose product is annotated as grainyhead-like transcription factor 2b. Gene Ontology annotation, biological process: neural tube development; brain development; regulation of transcription by RNA polymerase II. Bases 2110 to 3999 code for a protein of 629 amino acids. Gene Ontology annotation, cellular component: nucleus. NCBI's taxonomy places the organism in Eukaryota, Metazoa, Chordata, Actinopteri, Syngnathiformes, Syngnathidae. The transcript is spliced from 16 exons. Gene Ontology annotation, molecular function: DNA-binding transcription activator activity, RNA polymerase II-specific; RNA polymerase II cis-regulatory region sequence-specific DNA binding. The record is from RefSeq and is a predicted model, not a curated record.
ACGCCUGCGGAGACGAUCUUUGAUAGUAUGGACCAAAUGGGGAUCAACUUUUCUUGCUUUCUCGCUGUUUGGAUUGAUUUGGGGGGAAAAACAACGACAACAACAAAACACAGGCAGAAAACUCAGGUUGCAUUUGAGGAAAGGAGUUGCUGAUUAUUGUGGUUGCAUCCUCUCUUGGGUCACUCGUGAUGAGAAUUCGUGGAGGGAAAAUGAACGAGGGAGGGCAAUUCGCCAUUUUUCAGAAAAAGGAAAUACCUUCAAACACGCACGGAGUGGACGUAUUGCUUUGCAUUGCGGUCAGUUGGCACUUUAAUAGUGACUAAUCUGUCAAGAGUACCGUGGAAGCGUUCUGGUAUUUACAUAACAUAGCUAAUAAUGUGUGGUUUACACUACUUAGCUUAGCUUUAUUCUGAUUAUUGGCUAGAAUGAACGUUUUUCCUAACACGACUUGACGGGAGUUGAUGCUGAAUGCAUCCUGCAACAGGUGCCGCACUCUGGAGAUAGAAAAUGUCCAUCAGAUGAUUCCAUCAGGUAAUCUGGAGGAUCAAAUGGUUGCCAUGGAGAUGUAUUAAAAGGAUAAGGCCUUAGGAAGAGCUGCAUUACACUGUCAUGCUGCAAAAAAAGCAGUGACAUCCUUGAACAGCAUUUCUAUUUGCAACACUAAAUGGUUCUAAUGCGCUUUAAAAGCGCUUUUCCUGUAAGCGAACAAAAGUAUCUCAGGUCAUCCAAAGGUGUACUUAUUAUGCAGUAUGCAGACAUCGCUCACUGUAUAACAUUUAGCCGGGGCGCGAAGUUGAGCCAUGUUGGCCUCGCUUGUUGACUAUGUUGUGACAACACGGUGUGUUUAACUGCUCUGUGAUCUGAUCUGCACUCUAAAGUGGGCCAACAGAAUGAGCAACCUGCACGUUUACACAAACACACACAACAUUUCGGUCACUUACGGCAUCUCACUCGAGUGACUGCACCCCUCGCAUUUUAAUAACCAUUUUAUGACAGCGUAUCUUCUCAAGGGACAAUACUACUUUGCUAUACUUUAGAGUAGUCAGUGUAGAGCUUGUAUAGCGGUAAAGAUUUACCGUUAACACAGAUCCAUUAUUGCCUAAAUAGCUGGCAACACAAGUGAGUAGCAAGAUCAUUGUGUCUGGCCUACAGUCAAGCAUGGUGGUGGUGGAGUGCACGAGUGCUGCCGGCACGAGGGUAGCUGCGGUUCACUGAGGCGAAACAUGCAUUCCAACACGUAAUGUGACAUUGUUGAGUAGGCAUGGGCCGGGUACCGGUUUCAAGGUAUACCACGGCGUGAAAAAGUCACAGUUUCAAAUACGAUACGAGGGAAAAGUGGAGGUCCAGCGUGGGGAAAUACAGUACUUUGUCACGUCCUGAGUUAUUCCUCUCAGCCGAAACUGGGUUUCAAUGUGGCGUGUGCUGUGUUGCCAUACGUCAGGCAUACAGCAGAUGCCACAGGCUUUGUUAGGUAUCUCGUUAGCCUUGAGCGGCGUCGGUGUGGCUGCCCGUUGACAUAUUACGGGGGGGGUCACCAAAUGUGCAGAUGUAAUUGAGAAGGAGACGGGGGUGGCGUGGAGUGGAGGAUAAGUGCUAUAAAGCCUUUACUCUCCACUGACCAACAAGCAACCACCACUUAACAUCUCAGCUGCUAACAACAAUCACAUGACCCGGAAACUGAAGUUUGGGGAAAGGUGUGACCUGCCACUAAGAAAUGAUAACACAAAAAAAGAUCUAUGUUGUAACGUUCUUGGGUCAUAUUUAUUUGCAUUUUGCUUUGAAAAUAUUUAUGACUUCUAUGACUUGAGUUGCAGGAUUAGCCACAGUAGACUGCACUGAGAGCUACAUUUUAUUUAUUUAUUUAGAAAAAAGUGCGUUAUUUAUUUUAAAUACAUAUCUUCCAUUGUCAUCGCAUCAUACUAUAUGGUUUGAAAAUGGCUGUUUGAAAGAUAUUUGAAAAUAGCACAUUUAAGAGGUGUAAUUAUAAUACCGUCCAUGUGAGAUAUUUUUGCCCGAGGUUAUACCGUCAGAAUCCCACACCGGCCCAUUCCUACUGGGUCACAUGGCAUCCCAAGCACACCUCCAGGAUGACAAGGUGAAAGUGAUGGGAUGCCUAAGUAUGUCUCCUCCAGACCUGAACCAACCGAGCAUUUCUGGGGCAUCCUCAAGUGGAAUGCGGGAAGGUGGAGCAGAGCAAGCAAGCGUCUGGUGGUGGUGGUCCCCAACGAGAGUUCCUUCCCGGCCGUGCGGCGGGCCUACACCAGUGAGGAUGAGGCGUGGCGGUCGUACCUGGAGAACCCGCUGACGGCCGCCACCAAGGCCAUGAUGAGCAUCAACGGCGACGAGGACAGCGCCAACGCCUUGGGCUUGCUCUAUGACUACUACAAGGUUCCCAAGGAAAAGAGACUCCUGCCUGCUCCCAAAGUUGUGGAAGCAACUGAAGAACAGGAGAAAAAGUCUACGUUGUCUAGCAGCGGCGACAUGGAGGCCCUGGACAACCGCGUCCAGGUCCUCAAGACCGUCCCCGUCAACCUGUCGCUCAACACGGAGCAACCUGAUGUCAAACGUGAGCAAUUCGCAGCGGCUGUGGCGCUGACCUCCGGAGAAGGAGGCGCGCCCUCCGUGGCACUGGUGAAGGCCGAGGGGUACGCCCCCGUGUACAUGACGGGUGCCGGGCUCCAUUACCGGACGGACGGGGAGGAGCCGGCCAGGGUGGUGUACGAGCAGAGUCCCUACGAGGUGACCACCGUCAGUCACAACUCCUACGCCAAGGAGGACCAGCAGAGCCCGCCGGACAGCCCGUUUGAUGAGGACAGGGAUGCGAAGUACCACACGCCUUCUUCUCUGGCGUCAGACGACUUCUUAUUCCACCAGGAGGGAGUUGACAGCUUCCAGUACACACUGGACGCCACGCGUUCGCUACGCCAGAAGCAGGGCGAGGGCCCCAUGACGUACCUGAACAAGGGGCAGUUCUACGCCGUGACGCUGAACGAGCUCAGCGCCAACAAGCGCCUGCGUCACCCCAUCAGCAAAGUUCGGAGCGUAAUCAUGGUGGUGUUCAGCGAGGACAAGAACCGGGACGAGCAGCUUAAAUAUUGGAAGUACUGGCACUCCCGGCAGCACACGGCCAAGCAGAGGGUCCUGGACAUCGCCGAUUACAAAGAGAGCUUCAACACCAUCGGCAACAUCGAGGAAAUCGCCUACAACGCCAUCUCCUUCACCUGGGACGUGAACGAAGAGGCCAAGAUCUUCAUCACAGUCAACUGCCUGAGCACGGACUUCUCGUCGCAGAAGGGCGUCAAGGGUCUUCCUCUGAUGAUUCAGAUCGACACGUACAGCUACAACAACCGCAGCAACAAGCCGCUGCACAGGGCCUACUCGCAGAUCAAAGUCUUUUGCGACAAGGGAGCUGAGCGCAAAAUUAGAGACGAGGAGAGAAAACUAUUCCGCAAGAAGUCGAAAGGUAAAGAUGGAGGUGUAGGCGUGAUAACAGUUCCCAAAAAGUCAGACACAACAUAUUUCAAGACCAUGACUGACCUGGAAGCGCAGCCGGUCCUCUUCAUCCCUGACGUCCACUUUGGCAACCUGCAGAGGGCAGGACAGGUAUUCACCUUCAACACAGAGGAGAUCGAGCGAGAAGGGAGCGUGCUGGUGAAGAGAAUGUUCAGGCCGUCGGAUGAAGACUUGUGUCCGUCGCCGCAGAAACAGAUCAAGGAGGAGACGCACAAGAGAGUGUUGCUGUACGUCCGCAAAGAGACAGACGAGGUGUUUGACGCGCUGAUGCUCAAGUCCCCCACGCUCCGAGGCCUCAUGGACGCGAUAUCUGAGAAAUACGGGGUGGCAGCCGAGAAGAUCUCCAAAGUGUACAAGAAAAGCAAAAAAGGCAUCCUGGUCAACAUGGAUGACAACAUCAUCGAGCAUUACUCCAACGAGGACACCUUCGUCCUUCACUUGGAGAGCCAUGCCGACGCCUACAAGGUGACGCUGACGGAGAUAUGACAGCGGAAAAAGGGGGCGUGCCCCACCAAGCACCCUCAUCCUGUGACAUCCGAAAAGACUGCCUCUGAUUGGCUGACACUGUGCUCUGGAGGGGAACUGUUACAGUGUGUCCUAAAAGGCAGAAAUAACAGAGCACAGAUUCAUGGAUCCACGCCACGGUUUUAUUGACUGUAUAAAAUGUGUUGUCGUCGUGUACAUACUUGACUCGUAUUGACAAAACUGCCCAUCAGGAGUAGCCUUGUGAGAUGCCUGAUGAAAACUGUCUAUGCAAUAGUUUGAAGUAAGGCGUAAUUAGCAGCUUCAUUUGCAUGCCCGCCUUUGUAUUUGUUUGUUUUUAUAGCAGUUUUAUUAUUUAUUGAUGCUUUGCGGUAUAUCCAUUGAUUUCAAGUGCAGUACUUCACAUUUCAGUGACUUAACAGGAAGUCACCCUCAACAGGAGCCCUCGUGUGAUUUUUCUUUUAAAAAAAAAUAAAAAAUUUUAAAGGGUUUGUAUUGCAGAU